AUGUCCACUUUGACCACACAAGAUGCGAUUCUUCAGUCGUUGAACGAGGCGCAACGUCGAGCUGUUACUUCAUCUGCAUCGACUGUAGCAAUUCUAGCUGGUCCCGGUAGUGGAAAAACCCAUACUCUCACCUCACGAGUAGUAUGGCUGAUUCAAAGAGUUGGCUAUCGACCUGCCGACGUGAUCGUCGCAACUUUUACCGUUAAAGCUGCCAGAGAAAUGAAAGAGCGCAUAGGAAAAGCUCUAGGCGAGGAAUGCGAAAAGAAGAUUGUGCUUGGAACGUUUCACUCGAUUGCCCGAAGAUAUUUGUCUAUAUACGGAAAUCGCAUCGGACUAGACUCCAAGUUUGGAAUCGCAGAUGACGGAGAUUCGAGGGCGAUCAUCCAGAGAAUCUGCAAGAGGCUCGAACUUGGCAUCGAGCCGCUACAUGCGAGGUCAUGGAUCAGUAAAGAGAAAGCGAAGGGACCAAAUACCGCCGUGGCUCCAACGCAGAAAGGCAAAAAAGAGAACCCGGCGCUAAGGACCUGCUAUGAAGAGUAUCAAGCUCAGCUAAAAAGGUCAAAUUUGCUGGACUAUGAUGAUCUCCUGGUCAAGUGUGUCGAACUAUUGAGAGAUCACCCAGCUUGCGUUUCCAACGUCCAGACUGUCCUUAUCGACGAGUACCAAGAUACAAACGGCAUUCAAUAUGAGCUGAUGAAGUUAUUCGCCCAAGCACGCCAGCGAAUCACAAUUGUAGGCGAUCCUGAUCAGAGUAUCUACGGUUGGCGUUCAGCUGAGAUUCGAAACCUUUAUCGACUUUUAAGAGAUUAUCCUGAUACAGAUGAAAUUUCCCUGGAAGAAAACUAUCGAUCGUCACAAUCCAUCCUUGAUGUAUCUCUCAACGUUAUUCAACAAGACAAAAAGCGAUACCAGAAAGUGUUACUGCCAGUCCACACUAAGGGAGCGCGACCGGUUCUCAGGACACUAAAGAGUUCAUCAUCUGAAGGCGAAUGGAUCGUUUCUGAGAUUAAGCGAGUCAUCAUGAUGCUUGGAGAUAUGCUCAAUUUUGAAGAUGUUGCAAUUCUUUUAAGAUCCGCUGCGCUUUCUCGACACAUCGAAUCAGCUUUGGGGAAAGCUGGUGUCGCAUACCGAAUGAUUGGAGGCCACAAAUUCUAUGAACGAAAGGAAAUCAAAGUCUUGAUAGAUUACCUUCGUGUAGUGAGCCAGCCUGACAACAACGAUGCGCUCGCCAGGAUAAUCAAUGUGCCAAGAAGAGGUAUAGGAGAAGCAACCAUCAAAUCUCUUCUUGAAGAGGCGGAGCAGACCAACAUGAGCCUAUGGACUUUGAUUCUCAAGCACUGCAAAGGCAGUCGUAAAGCAAACACCAAUAUCAGACCAAAGAUGGAGCAAAAGCUCAACACAGAACUCAUCCGGACCAUCUCGAGCUUACGAAAAGAAGCCGAUCUAAUUAGUCAGAGCAGCCCUGUCACUCUGGUCAACUUGAUAGAGCAACUGAUUGGCCAUCUUGAUUUUAAGAAGUAUUUGGAGGAAGAAUACACAGAAGAACAUGAACAGCGAUGGGCCAACGUUCAGGAGUUUGUUAAUCUGGUCAGCGAUUUUAUGAGAGAUUUUGGCGGACCAGAGGAAGAAGCACUCCCUGAAAUCGAGAAUAUGGAUCAAGUGAGAGAGGAUGAUAUGCUAGGCCGGUUCCUGGCCAACGUGUCAUUGGCAUCGGACGCACAGAACAAAGGCGACACAAAAGACCAGAAAUCGCUGAUCACUAUAUCGACCAUUCACGCAGCAAAAGGGUUGGAGUGGCCUGUUGUUUUCGUGCCCUCCGUCUAUACUGGAUCAAUUCCUCAUUCAAGAUCGGAAGACACAGAUGAGGAACGACGUCUCCUCUAUGUGGCAAUGACACGAGCCCAAGCGCUAUUGUACCUAAGCUGCCCACUCUACGGUUCUCAAGGGAUGAGCAGUAAGGUUGAACUCUCACCGUUUGUCUCCCCUUUUGCAUCCAAGGUCUUCGCCAAGAAGGGGCCAUCGUUCGAUCGAGCAGUUGUAGAGGGCGUUGCAAAAAUUUUGGGACGAGAGGCUCCAGGUGAGAAGGCAAUAUUCGGAAAACUCCCACCUAUGUUCUCAGUUGAAGAUGACGGGUUUCCUGUCGACCCUGUUGAUCCGAAGAACGUCGAUAGAUACGACGAAGAGACUGGACGACAUUACUCGCGAGCACCCAAGCGCCAGCGUACGGCGCACCCGGUCACGUCAUACGAUGAAACCGAUGAGCUUCCCUGGCAGAGAGAAUAUGCCACAACAAUGGAAAAAUCAUCUGAUUUCACUGUUUCUGCUUUACCAGGGUUCACAACCGCUGGAGCUCAUAGAGUUGCCCUAGAUGCCGCAGCCGCAGCAGCCCAACCAGCAAGCUCAAAACUAGGGCCAAAGAAGGGAUCGACGAAAAGAGGCAUUGGGCAGAAGAGUAUGCUUGGAUGGCUUAAUCAUGGAAGAGAUGCUCCUCAAUCUCGACCCGAACGUCAGCCUCUACCGCAGCAGCAGCAGCAGCCGCCCAGGUCCCUUGCACAGGUGCGAUACCAGUCUGCAUUGUCACGGCAGAAUGGUAUGACUGGGAGAUUACCAACAGGGCUGGAGCCACAAAAGCCAUUGAUCGAUCCGGAGCUGGCAAAACAUAAACUUCCUUCUGCACGACCUCUAUCAAAACCAAAUGUUCCCAAGAUAGACGCGGGCCCUCGAAAACCUUACUCCUGUUUCUCCAGUUCACCACCACGACCACCGUCAAGAAAAGAGCCUGAAGAAGAGAACAAAAAGGACGAGGAAGAAGCAUUGCCUAACAAGCCUGCUUCAAGUCUUCACGCGACAACAUUCAUGUCUGUAAAACCCAGUGGAGGUGUGCGACGCCCAGUUGGCCUGGGGCCGGCGCCUUCGAUGGAUCGAUUGCGUAAACCAUUCAAACCGCUGACGAUUAAUCGACCGAAGCGACCAGGUAGCUGA
This is a messenger RNA of Fusarium subglutinans, 2982 nucleotides long. RefSeq names its product DNA helicase II ATP-dependent DNA helicase. The transcript has a single exon. Gene Ontology annotation, molecular function: ATP binding; 3'-5' DNA helicase activity; DNA binding. Gene Ontology annotation, cellular component: nucleus. The coding region runs from base 1 to 2982 and encodes 993 amino acids. The record is from RefSeq and is a predicted model, not a curated record. Gene Ontology annotation, biological process: recombinational repair. NCBI's taxonomy places the organism in Eukaryota, Fungi, Ascomycota, Sordariomycetes, Hypocreales, Nectriaceae.